AAAAUGACAAUCGGCUGACGUUACAACAGAAUCGAUAGCGCUCAAAUGUAUCACAAUGAAAAAGAAGUCGGACGAUCUAUCCUACGCUUCUUGGAGGCGGAGAAGCACAAACCCGAUGGUCUGAAGCGGGAAGAUAUCUUCUUCACGUCGAAACUGGCUUCAAAUGUGAGCUACGAUGCCACGCGCCAAUCCAUCAAGAAAUCCAUCCAGGCUUCGGGAUUAGGAUACAUUGAUCUUUUUCUGAUCCACUCUCCCUACGGCGGCAAGGCAAAGCGUCUCGAGUGCUGGCGUGCGCUGGAAGAUGCCUAUGAAGAGAAUGAGGUUCGCGCAGUGGGUGUGAGCAACUACGGCGUCAAACACCUGCAAGAACUGUUAGCGACGAAUCCCAAAAUCUACCCGGCGGUCAACCAGAUUGAAGUCCAUCCGUUCAAUACACGAACCGAGAUAACUACGUUCUGCCAGCAGAACGGUAUUGUGGUUGAGGCAUAUGCGCCCCUUGCUCGCGCGUAUCGAUUCGGUCAUCCGACGAUUGUUUCGCUCUCGGAGAAAUAUGGAUGUACGCCGGCGCAGUUGAUGGUUCGAUGGAGUCUGCAGCAUGGUUAUGUGCCCUUGCCGAAGAGUGUUAACAAGGAGCGCAUUGUCGCUAAUGCGCGAGUCGAGGGAUUCGAAAUUGACUCGACUGAUAUGAAUACAUUGGAUGGACUAGAUGAGUAUUUGGUCACAGACUGGGAUCCAGUAGAUGCGCCGUGAACUGUUGUAUACAGUAUAUAUAGAGUUUAACUUGUAUAGCGGCAUUUAUCAUUGGACAAACCACAGCUAUAAUACCAAUUCUCCAAGGAAUAUCACAAAGAAUAAAAAGCAAUGUGACCACAAAAAAAAAGAAAGUACACUGAAUAAUCUCAUUAUCAAUGCAUUGGCUUAUCUACGGGAUCCCGGUGGCGGAGAGCCUGACGUGAGUCACUGGCUGUAGUCAGCCCUAACUUAGACCGCGCCGAGCAUCGGAGAUUUUUUUUCUCUGCAGGUUCAACCGUGUAUCAAAUAUUGCUUCUGA
Messenger RNA from Talaromyces stipitatus ATCC 10500, 1051 nucleotides. Its product is annotated as aldo-keto reductase, putative. Lineage: Eukaryota; Fungi; Ascomycota; Eurotiomycetes; Eurotiales; Trichocomaceae. The record is from RefSeq and is a predicted model, not a curated record. Bases 46 to 750 code for a protein of 234 amino acids. The transcript is spliced from 2 exons. Gene Ontology annotation, molecular function: oxidoreductase activity.